ACAGUACGCGUCAAACUGCGCACGCGUUUCAUACAAUCAAGUCAACAAAUGGUUUUAAUGGUUAUAAAUGCGUUUUAAAAAGAGCGUUAUAAAAAUACUGACGCUCUGUGUGUUAAUUGUGACAAUAUUGGGAUGUAUUCUAUUUAAUAGUGAAAACAUGACAAUAUCAAAUCGUAAGAUACACAGUCAAAUUUUUUCUCAAACAAGAGUAUUUUUUAAUAUAAAUAACCAAUAUGUACAUAGCUCUGGUAGGAUAAAAUAUAUUCUCCGAUGGACUUCGGAUCGUACUGUACCAUUUGUGUAUAUGGGAGAAGGAAACGAUGGAUUCCUUAAAAGGAAAUGUGCAUACACAAACUGUAUAGUGACAAACAAUAGAUCUUUAUUAGGAGAUUAUACAAAUUUCGAUGUUAUUGUUUUUAAUGGACCCGAAAUUAUUAAUUUACCGAAAGAAGAACUGCCACAAAAGAGAUCCCAACACCAGAAAUAUGUAUUUGCCUCAAUUGAAUCUUCAGAUAAUUAUCCAAUCUGUAGAGAUGAUUUUAAUCAUUUUUUUAAUUGGACUUGGACAUAUAAAUUAUCCUCCGAAGUUCAAUGGGGUUACAUGACUAUAAGGGACGAGAAUAAACAAAUAGUUGGACCGAAAAUAGAUAUGAAUUGGUUGGAUUUUGAAAGAAUGAAGCCAGUAAGUGAAGAUGUAAAACUAAAACUUGGAAAUAAAACAAAAGCGGCGGCUUGGUUUGUAUCAAAUUGUUUUUCCAGAAGUAGAAGAAAUGAAUUAACGAGAGAAUUAGCAGCUGAGCUCGCUAAGUAUGAUUUGUAUAUUGAUAUAUACGGAUCGUGUGGGCCUUUCAAGUGUUCCCGAAAUGAUGAGGACGCAUGCGAUAACAUGCUUGAAAGAGAUUACUUCUUUUAUUUAUCAUUUGAGAAUUCAUUAGCUGAAGACUAUGUGACAGAAAAGUUGCUGCAUCCAUUAAAACAUCUCACUGUACCAAUCGUUUAUGGCGGAGCUAAUUACACACGGUUCAUGCCAGAUAGCGCGUAUCUCAACGUGAGAGAAUUGGGAGUGAAAAAAUUGGCGGAAAAAAUGAAUGCACUGAUUGAAAAUCCUGAGGACUACAUAGAAUAUUUUCGAUGGACUAACCAUUACAGCUAUCAUACAAAAGCUGAAAGUAUAGAAACAGAUGAAUAUUGUAGAUUUUGUUCCAUACUCAAUGAAGAGGAUUUGGUGAAGAGGAAAACAGUUUAUGAAAACUUUAGUAAAUGGUGGGAUCCACCUUUAAGAUGUUAAACUAGAACAAACACUUGUGUAAGCCUUUAAAAAUAUUAUAACCAUUACAAGCAAUUGGAAUUUGUAGUACAGUAAAUAGAAAUAAUAAAUAAUUAUUCUCAUGAUAACAAUAAUUUACGACUGACUAUGGACGGUGAUUUUCAUUAAUAUCCCCAAAGAUGUUUUUCAUUAUCGUUGUAUUGUUCUUGAAGAAUUAGAAAUUUACAUUAUUCAUGUUGCAUACUUUAUGUUACAUUUUAUUGCUACCGAUUAUGAGAUUCAAUUUCUGUAGCCUUUACGACUUUUGCUGUUUUGCUGUGUAUGAACAAAUAUAUUUACAUAUUUCUCUAGAUAGUAGCCAUUAGGUUCGGGAAAAACGUAACGAUUUAGCACUUUACUUCAGUU
This is a messenger RNA of Pieris napi, 1672 nucleotides long. Its product is annotated as alpha-(1,3)-fucosyltransferase C-like. Lineage: Eukaryota; Metazoa; Arthropoda; Insecta; Lepidoptera; Pieridae. The record is from RefSeq and is a predicted model, not a curated record. The transcript has 2 exons. Bases 68 to 1288 code for a protein of 406 amino acids. Gene Ontology annotation, molecular function: alpha-(1->3)-fucosyltransferase activity. Gene Ontology annotation, cellular component: membrane.